ACUCAACAGAUUCUCAACUAAUAGCUUUCUGUGUCAGUCAGAAUCCAGAAUUUCCUCUGAAUUGUGAUUUUUGUUAGUGCACAUACUCUGCUUUUGUGCUGCUGUUGGUCUUAGCGGAUUUCUCAUAAUUUGCUGACCGGCUAGCAGUCAGGAUGACGGACGCCAAGCCAAAGGAUUCGUCGGAGCAGGAAUUCAAACUCGAGCCGGAUACCGAGUUGAGAUUCGAAGUAGAAAAUCCGGAUAACAAAUCGGAAAAAGUUGUGUUGGAGCUGAAAUCGGGGCACGCUGAGAUCUUUGGGACCGAACUGGUGAAGGACAAGCAGUACUUUUUCUGUUCCGGCGCUAAGGUGGCUGUUUUCACAUGGCACGGUUGCACAUUAGAACUGAAAGGCAAAACGGACGUAGCCUACGUUGCUAAAGAAACGCCGAUGGUCAUGUAUUUGAAUGUACACGCUGCCCUGGAAGAGGUGAGGAAAAAUUCAGAGGCUGAGGGGAAGAGAGGACCCAUCGCCAUGAUCGUGGGCCCUACGGACGUUGGAAAAUCAACGCUGUGCAAAAUUCUGCUCAACUACGCCGUAAGGGCCACCCGAAGGCCGAUUUUUGUAGACCUCGACGUCGGGCAAGGACAGAUCUCCGUUCCUGGCACCAUUGGUGCCCUGUUAGUUGAAAGACCUUCAGGGGUGGACGAAGGGUUCUCGCAACUGGCGCCGCUUGUGUACCACUACGGACACAACAAUCCUGGCGCCAAUACAGCUCUCUAUAAUACUGUAGUCACCAGUCUGGGAGAAGUCACGAUGGAUCGCAUGAGGUCCAACAAAAAAGCUAACCACUCUGGAGCAAUCAUCAACACUUGCGGCUGGGUCAAAGGCGACGGUUACCACCAGAUCCUUCACAUUGCCCAAGCCUUUGAGGCCGACGUCAUUCUUGUUUUGGACCAGGAAAGGCUUUACAAUGAAUUGGUCCGUGACAUGCCCGACAGCGUGCGGACCGUCUUCUUGCCAAAGAGUGGAGGAGUCGUGGAGAGGACAAGCAAGUCUCGAAUCGAUUCGAGGGACGCCAGGGUGCGCGAGUACUUUUACGGCACCAAGACCAACCUUUACCCCCAUUCGUUCGACGUCAAGUUCUCAGACGUGAGGAUCUACAAAAUCGGCGCUCCGUCGUUACCUGAUUCUUGCAUGCCGCUCGGCAUGAAAGCUGAGGAUAACAUGACCAAGCUGGUGCAGGUCACUCCAGGAAUGUCUGUCCUCAACCACUUGCUAGCCGUCAGUUUUGCCACGGGCGUCGAAGAGGAUGUCAUCAGGACCAACGUGGCCGGAUUCGUUUGCGUAACCGAAGUUGACAUGGACAGACAGACAAUGACUGUGUUGUCCCCACAGCCACGACCUCUGCCACAGACCCUGCUGCUGCUGUCUGAAAUCCAGUUCAUGGAUAGCCACUGAAAGUAAGCGGUUUGGGGGACUUCGCUGAAAUAAGUGUCCUUCAAACCUGUGCAAGAGAUGAAAACCUCGUGAACAGUUUAGUGACUGUGACUGCGUAAAAGUGUGUUUGUAUGAUGUGUCGCUUCAAGACUAGUUCUUGUAAAUUAAAUAAUUUUGAAAGUUGUU
Cloeon dipterum is the source of this 1604-nucleotide messenger RNA. RefSeq names its product crowded by cid (gene cbc). The coding region runs from base 153 to 1439 and encodes 428 amino acids. Gene Ontology annotation, cellular component: nucleus; mRNA cleavage factor complex. Gene Ontology annotation, molecular function: polynucleotide 5'-hydroxyl-kinase activity. NCBI's taxonomy places the organism in Eukaryota, Metazoa, Arthropoda, Insecta, Ephemeroptera, Baetidae. The record is from RefSeq and is a predicted model, not a curated record. The transcript has 7 exons. Gene Ontology annotation, biological process: tRNA splicing, via endonucleolytic cleavage and ligation.